This is a messenger RNA of Sclerotinia sclerotiorum 1980 UF-70, 513 nucleotides long. RefSeq lists its product with no specific name. The transcript is spliced from 3 exons. The record is from RefSeq and is a predicted model, not a curated record. The coding region runs from base 1 to 513 and encodes 170 amino acids. NCBI's taxonomy places the organism in Eukaryota, Fungi, Ascomycota, Leotiomycetes, Helotiales, Sclerotiniaceae.
AUGUCGAACCAAAACUAUCAGAACAACCCAAACAGUCAAAACGAUCGAACGCCACGCUCGUCUACGUAUGAAGACGACAAUGCCCUUAAGAGUGCGUUUCAAAAUGCUAGGCAAGGUAUGCAAGCCACGGGUACACCAUCUGAUUCUUCUCAUCGAAGCCACACCCAUUACAAUCAUUGCUUUCCUCAAGGUAGCCUCACCAAGAACAGGGACCAACAAAAACAGAGUAUCAAGAGUUUUUGUGCUCCGCGAACCAGUGGAAAGAAUCCAAAAGGCAUACAUGAGCCAAAAAACGGUCAAAAUUCUUCUCCGGCUCAACAAGCUUCUGGUAGUUCUGGCGCAGCAGCAAGCACCGGCGGAGCAUCGACUAAUUCGAACAUAAAAUUGCAAAAUCCGAAAACCACUGCAUGGGAUAGCCAAAAUCACCAGAACGGAGGAACAAGCAACGUAAUCAGAAGGCAGGUUGAAUUGAAUGCCUUACCAUUGAGAGAGAAAGAGGGUUUCAUUGCAUGA